Molecule: messenger RNA, 495 nt
Organism: Phycomyces blakesleeanus NRRL 1555(-)
Lineage: Eukaryota; Fungi; Mucoromycota; Mucoromycetes; Mucorales; Phycomycetaceae
Exons: 2
Coding region: 1-495 (164 amino acids)
Source: RefSeq, a predicted model, not a curated record
AUGAAAGAAGAAAUAGAUGAAAUUAUAAUAUAUAACUACAAGAAAAAGAAAAUAUUGGAAGGAAAAGCUCACUUCUCUAAUGAUCAGUACUUGCUAGGAGAUUUGGUCUAUACACCAUUAAUAGAAAUAGUUUCUGGGUACAAAAAGCCCCCCAAUGGUACACUCUCAGCCAACAAUGUACUUUUUAAUCAACUGCAUGCCAACUUAUAUGUCCAAACCGAGCAUUGCAUUGGUAUUCUCAAGUCAAGAUUUGAAUUGCUGAAAGGUCUCCAUACAAGUGUCUAUGACAAAUACAACAUUGAGAAAAUUGAAUACUGGAUAAGAUGCUGUUGUGUUUUACACAACUUGUUGUUGGACUGUGGUGAUGACACCUUUGUAGAAGACAGUGUCAGAAACACUGCUACAUCUAGAAACAAUGAAAGAUUAGAGUCAAGAACAUCAUCAGAGUUAGGCAAAAACAAAAGAGAAAGAAUAAAGCAAAUAAUUAUUCAAUAA